GUGUGCUCGUAUAAGGGUGAAAAGACAUCCAGGUAGCUUCAGGCAUGACGAAGUACUGGCUGAACGUGGCCCUUCUCAGGGUCGUUCUACCAGUCAUCUUAGCCGGAUGUACGAUAUGGCGACCAACGGGAUUGUCGAUCGUUUACCUGGGACUGAUGCUUUAUUCUCCGAUAGUCCCAAUACCGACGCACAAAACCAUGACAGGCCAUACGGGAAUAUACUUAAAGACUUGUAUUUGUCUGGCAUUUCUUGUAGUCAUAGCUCAGAUCACCUUUCAUAUUGUCCUUUUGUCACUACCGCCGUAUGGAUACUUUUUACAAAACUGCGAGUUUUUGGAGAAGCUCUUCAGACACAUAGGCUUUGUCAGAUUAGAUAGCGCAUCUGUAUGGGAAAUAUUUUACUGGUUGGCGCCGGAAUUUAUAGUUUUACCUACCGUACUUGUUACAUAUUUUAUAUGUCGUUUCCUUACACAAAGACGUGUUAGCAUUGAAGAAGAGGAAACUGCUCUUCAUCAGGAAAAUAAUUUGCAACGAAAAAAAACAGAGAAUAGUUCCACAAAGAUAAUUAAUUUCCUGGGAAGUAUUGGUAUCUACGUUGUAUUGGCGUCAUUAUGCUGUGUCGCGGCUUUGAAGCCAUCAAUAGAGGCGGCCUUCUACUUCCUGGUGUUUCUCGGCGCUGCUACAUGUUGGGCAUGCAACAAAGAACUGCGAAAGGGAUUUUCCGUGAUUUGCAGGAUCAUCAUGGUCAUCGUGAUUGUUCACAUCGUUAUAUUACUCGCCUAUCAGAACGAAUGGUUGCAAGAAAUUAUUCCUGUAUCUAGUACCUGGUCACGUUACUUGGCUCUGGCUGCAGUUUAUCACACAAAUUGUAGCGAUCCGAGAAAUGUGGAAUAUACAGAUAAUGCUGAUUGGUUGAUUUACGGAUACGCUUUGAGAUUGUUCUGGCUCUACUACAUCCUCGCAUUGCAGUCACAAUUUCUCAGUAGAAAACCGGCAUUACAGGCGAAAGAAGCAAAACGAUUAAGUGGCAGGCUGGAAAAUCUGGACACUCCAUUGUCCAGGCAUGUGUCCCUCAGGCGCAGGACACCUUCCCAAAGAUGGCAAUCAGCUCGUCGUAAGGCUCGUCUGGUCGUAGAUUCGCCGUUGGCAACAAUCGACGAGCGAACGCCUUUGAUGCGAUUUGGAUCUGGAAGAACGGGGCUUCUUCAGGACUCUACUACCGGAAGUAUUAUUGUGAAUCAGGAUGGUCAACAAGAUGAUAACAUACAAAUGCAAAGUCUCAGUGAAGGAACACCUGAUGAAACACCAGGCGUCAUUGAACAAAUAAUCAUGGCAGUGUAUUCUAUCUUCCAAUUAAUAGUAAAUUCAUCAUAUCUUGCUACAAAUAUAAUAAUGAUGACGUGGAGCAUAAUGUAUCACAGCUGGACAACAUUCGUUCUGCUUUUAUGGGCGCUAAUUCUGUGGAUGGUUCCCAAUAAACGUGCUUCAAUGAUGAAAUGCUCUCCUUUCAUCGUGUUCUAUGCAACUCUCUUACUUCUCGGACAAUACGUAUACAGUAUGGAUCUGACAGAUGAAGAAUUGCCGAGAGUAGUAAGUGGUAUAAAAAUUUCUGAAAUUGGUUUCAGCAAAACUGAUGAACUCGGCCGUUGGCAUCUUAUAGUUAAGUGUUUAUUUAUAUCAAUGUUCUGGAUCACUAUGAGACAGUACAUGGCAGAACGAAAGCAACAGCGACGGUCUGCUCUGAGGGAUAUGGUAGCGCCUUUACACGUAUCUGUCUCGACGGCUACAACCGUUAUGAGUCACCAGGAAGCACCAGAAAUCAAGAGCAAAUUUAUGAAAGCUGUUGGAAAACUAUUGCAAGAUCUAUUGACAAGAUUUUGGAUUGCUGUGGUAGCAAUCAUGCUGUUCAUCUGCGGCAUUACGGGCGAGCGCAUGACUAUGUUCAGAAUCGUUUACAUGUCGCUGUUUCUCAUUUUUGUUAUCACAUUCCAGAUAUCGUGGACAGCAUGGAGAAAAAUGAUGUAUGUAUUUUGGGUGACUGUCAUUGGAUAUUCGAUCGUUAUGUUGAUCCUCGUUUAUACCUACCAAUUUCAAAACUUUCCGAAAUAUUGGGAGUAUCUUGGUAUAGAUCAAGAUUUACAAAUGGACAUUGGAUUAGAGAUCUACGAGAUCAAAGAUUUGUUUGUGAGAUUAUUAACGCCAACGUUUUUCGUUAUCAUUACAGUACUUCAGAUUCAUUAUUUCCACAAGGAUUUUCUUGAAGUCACAAAUAUUGAUAGAUUAGGGCCCGAAAGCUCAUUUAGACGAGCUAGUCUAGGAUAUUCUCCCAGCUUAAAUAUUCCAGAAUCUUCACCAACUGAGGUUACACUCACCGAAGAUGAGAAACAUACGAUGUACACACUGAAGCAAUUAAAACAUAUGUCAAAAUUAGAAAAAAAAGCGCUGUUACACAAAAUGAAAAAGCAUCUUGAAAAUUUUUAUAAUUACACCUGGCUGUUCCUCGAAAUACACAUGCAAAAAAUAGUUUUUAUUUCAUUUGUUCUUCUGUGCAUCAAUGACGUAUGCGCAAUAAAUUUCUUUUUCAUCGUCGCCGUAGUUAUAAUGAUCAAUUUUAGAAGAAAUAUACAGAUAAAUUCAAUUAAUGCAAUGGCCGCGAUAAUAUCGCUUCUAAUGGUUACCAAGAUGUUGUAUCAAAUUAAAUAUAUUAAUCAUGAUAACUGGAAUGUCAAUUGCACUAGAUCCGUCGAUGAGCAAUAUGCAAGUAACAAUACCGUCUACAAUAUAGCCGAAUGGUUUGGAAUGAAAAAAGCAGGUCCGGGUAUGCUUCCAGACCUGUUGAAAGGUUACAUUGGCAUUGUUACUGUGACAACUUUCAGGAAAAUUAUUAGAAUUCGACAAUGGUUUUAUCGACAUAAUAAAGGAGAAUCAUUGGAUACUCCUCAAAUAAUGUUCCCAACCAUUACAAGAGUGGACGCUGACAAAGGAUUACCAGAGUGUUUAAAGUUUCUCUUCAACUACGGUUUUUACAAAUUUGGUCUUGAAAUGUGCCUCAUUGGGAUUGUUACGCUGAUUGGCACUAGACUAGAUUUUUAUUCCGUCUUGUAUAGCAUAUGGUUGCUACUAUUUUUUUCGUUGAAAAGGAAAAUUGUCGCACGAAUUUGGCCCUGUUUUAGAACUUUUGCCAUAAUUCUCCUACCUAUCCAAUACGCCAUUGUUGUGGCUCCACCUUCGUGGCUUUGUAUAGAUUAUCCUUGGAGCAAUUCUGAAAUAAUGAGAAGAUUGCAGGAAUGGAUGUAUCUUCCUGAUCCAGAUUUCCCUCCGAAUUCCAGAAAACUUAUUUGUGACUUUAUCUUACUAAUGAUGAUCGUGCGACAAAGUCUAGUCUUCCACAUUGAGCAACAAUAUUUGCAGCCUGACAAGGAUUUUGUGGCUGGACACAAUUAUUCCGUUUUCCAAGACAUGGAAAAACCAAAUUUUAUAAAUCCUGUAAAAGAUUACGUGUCGCACAUUCAUUCAUGGCUGGAUAUAAUUAAACGUGGUAGCAUGAUGAGUCUCAUGUGGGUGACCUUAUCUAUAAUGUUUUUGGCUGGAACGAAAAGAACGAAUCUCUUUUCGCUCGGCUAUCUUUUAGGAGCAUUUAUAUUCCUUUGGCAAGGAGGAAAUUUUUACUUAAGACCAAUGAGAACUAUUUUGAAAUGGUGGAACAUGCUAAUCGGAUAUAGUGUUAUUGUAAUUUUCUCAAAAGCUCUUCUUCAAGGUGUGGGUUGUGUCCUCAUUAAAGAACUCGAAAUAUCAGCCUGUUGGCUUGUGCAAUUAUUGGGUAUCGCAUGCUUGAAAAAGUUCAAGAGUUCCAGCGAGACACUGAAUCCGGCCAAGUGUACUGUCACUAGUGAAGAUAUCGGCAUGGUUUGGGACGGAUUAUGUUUUGCCUUUCUUUUGAUACAAAAACGAUUGUUCAAGAGCUACUACUUCUUCCAUAUAGUAGAUGAGACAAAAGCCAUGAGCAUUUUAGCAUCUCGCGGCGCAGAAUUGCUUGAAGAACUGCAUCAGAAACGUAUAGAAAUUCAAGAAAAUGUGGAGAAAACUGUUUUAGAAAAAUUAAAGUUCAAGAUGGACAAGAUUAAAGCUAAUCAGCAAAAAAUACAGGGACCGUCUUAUAAAGAAUCUCAGGCUCACAAAGUCGAUGAACUCUAUCCAAGAACACGGCCAUUGUACAAAAUUCGUUCGCCGCAGACCAACAGAGAGGCAAUCAGAUCGGGCGAUUAUUACAUGUUUGACGAUCUGGAUGACGACGACGUUACCGAUCUUGUUCCUGAUAGUGAUAUUGAAAAGAAGGAAAAAGAACGCCGCCGCGAACAAGAACGAAAAGGAAGAAGAAUGACUGUUUCAGAGUUGAUGAACACGCUGAUUAAGACAGACAUUGAGAUCGCGACGCAUGUCGCCAUGUACGGAGGAACAGAAAAGGACGCCCUGAGACUCCGACGUAGAAGUGUACCUUUGACACGGAAGAAAUCAUCCAUGUCCUAUUUAAGCGCUCGCUCCGAGACCGACACUGCUAUGGCCACCGAUGGUCCCGAUCGAACGAGUCUCACUUCAGUAGAGAUGGAAACGGAUGAAAAAGAAGUUACAGACUUGGUCAAAACACUAGAACCAUCAGAUAUAAAAGAAGAGAAAAUAGAAGAUAAGGAGAGUGACAAGAAAGAAGAAGAACAGAAAGUCUCAUUCUUUACGUACUUCAAGUUUCUCUUGGUGAUGAUUAACAGCACUCUAACUUCAAUGACAAAAUAUCUAAAUCGAUUCUCCUACGACUAUAGAUAUAUUCGCAAGGUUUUAGCAAAAGAAAAAAAGAUCCUAAAGGCGAAACCAGAUUUUCGAAUGGGAAUGCGAUUAGGAAUUAAUCAAAUGUGGCAGCCUCUCAUACAGGAACGAUCUGCUACAAAUGGCAAUAUGGAGGAGCAGUAUGAUCCUGGAGAAGGUCCGAGCCAACCACAACCGCAAGAUGAUAGGAAGAGGAGUUCGCUGGCAGUGCCGCACAUCCGAAUUCUGGCGCCGAGUUUGGAGCGAGGAUUGGACAUGUCCUCCUCCAGCACACUUUUCUCGCAAGCCUUGGCAGAACAAGAAGAAGAAAUUGGAGAACUUUCAGAAGUGGAUCAACCUCCCAUUGUACAAUUGGCAGCGUCUAUCUGGUUUGGAAUUUUGGCGCAUUCUAGUAUACUUUGUUAUUUUAUGGUGUUUAUACAUCAAAUUAAGAACGCAUCAGUACUCUCGACACCAUUGCCACUUAUGGUAUUCUUAUGGGGUUCUUUAACAAUCCCACGACCUUCAAAAACGUUCUGGAUAACAAUGAUCGCAUAUGUCGAGGCCAUUGUCAUAAUAAAAUGUAUUUUCCAACUGGAAUUGAUUCCUUGGAAUCAAAAGGCUCCAAUAAGCCAUCCACUAUAUGAACCGAGAAUUAUUGGUAUUUUAAAAGAUUCCAAUUAUGCUCUAUGGGAUUUAUUAUUGCUCCUUAUACUAUUCUUCCAUAGACUUAUGCUGAAAUCCUUGGGUCAAUGGACAGCUGCAUCUCCACGAAAAAUAAUUCCUUCUCAGUUACCUGCAGUGCAGACAAAACCAUCAUUUUCAGACAAAGAACAAGAAGAACUAGACAUACAACAAGAAAUCGAUUCUCACGAAGAAGUAAAAGAAUCUCAAAAACAAUCUUUGAACGACUAUGUAUUAAAUGAUAAUGUUCCAUCCGUAACAGAUGAGAACAAGAAGCUUGUAGCUGUGCAAGAAGAAGAUCCUCACAGUAAAAUGUUUUCUGAAACGAUGAAUACAGCAGUUACUAAACACAUUAAACCAAUAAAAAAUUUUUUUAAGAAAAUUAUUGAUCCAGCUAGCAAAGAAAAAACGAAUGUUUACGCCUAUAUGUUCCUUUGUGAUUUCUUUAAUUUUCUUCUGCUUAUUUUCGGAUUUUCUGCAUUUGGAACUCAGCAAGGUGAUGGCGGUGUAGCGGCUUAUUUACAAGAAAAUCGAGUUCCUAUGCCUUUCCUAUUAAUGUUAUUAUUACAAUUUGCUCUAAUUGUUAUCGAUAGAGCUCUUUUUCUAAAAAAAUCUAUUAUGGGAAAAUUAAUUUUCCAGUAUUGCUUAGUACUUGGUGUUCAUCUAUGGAUGUUCUUCAUUUUACCGAGCGUGACAGAAAGACAAUUUAAUGAUAAACUUCCACCACAAAUCUGGUACAUGGUGAAAUGCUUCUAUCUUUUACUAGCAGCUUAUCAAUUGCGACAAGGAUAUCCGACUCGAAUAUUGGGUAAUUUUCUGUGCAAGAAGUACAGCGUUGUGAAUUAUGCUCUAUUUAAAGGAUUUAUGUUAGUCCCAUUCCUUUUUGAACUUCGGGCAGUGAUGGAUUGGAUUUGGACUGACACAUCCAUGACUAUAAUGGAUUGGUUUAAGAUGGAAGAUGUCUUUGCUAGUAUUUAUCAAAUCAAAUGUAUGCGAGGAGUCGAAUCAGACUACCCUCAACCACGAGGAAUAAAGAAAAAACAAAUGAGCAAGUACUUGGUUGGCGGAAGUGUUCUUUUACUCAUUAUUGGUUUAAUCUGGUUCCCUUUGCUUCUCUUUGCCCUUGGUAGUACCGUUGGUGCGUCCAAUUUACCUUAUGAUGUAUCCUUGAAAGUACGAAUCGGUCCAUACGAACCCAUCUAUUCCAUGUCGGCACAAGGCAGUUCUAUCAUCGAAUAUACGGAAACGGACUACAAAACUCUUACAAAUUUACAAGUAUAUUCAACAGAGAAGUCAGCUGUUACUUUCUUUGAAAAUUACGUCUAUUCUGAUGUGGCUGCAGUAAAAUUUAGCAAUUCCUCAGGAACACUUUGGGGUAUUUCCCCACCUGAUAAAGAAAGAUUGAUAGCAGAACUGGCCUCUAAUACCACAACAAUAAGUGUACACGUGGAAUGGGCAGUUUCAAGGAAAACAGAUAUCAAAGAUGCCAGUGGAAUCACUGUAACAGAUCGUAACAUAACAUUGCCAGCGUACGUAAACGGAGAGUUUAAUCCUGUAAGACAAACAUUAGUGGACAUGUUAAGUAAGGAUCCUGGUGCAACAAAUGCGACAGUAAUAUUACAAAAUGCCUUUCCGAAAUUUUUGAAAGUCACUGCUAGAACCAUUGGUGUUGUUACACAAUUAAUGGAACCACUACGUUUACUAGUAGGUCAAUCUGACACAGAUGACAGGUACCUUUACAGAAAUAUGAGUAUCCGAUUAUCAACGGACAUGACAUGUUGUGAUCAUAAACAAUGGUGGAUAGUUCGUGAAGCAUGCACAGGCUCCGAUUUUUUUAGCCAAAUACCACUAAAUGAUUGCAACUAUAUCAUGAUGUUCCUAUUCAACGACAAGGCAUUCCCCGAGAGCUUAAGCUUCAUCAGCGGAUUUGGGAUCAUAGGAUUGUAUACUACAGCGGUGAUAGUUAUAAGUCAAAUGAUGCGGAAAAUCGUCAGUGAUAUGGCGCCCAAGAUUAUGUUCGAUGAUUUACCCUACGUCGACAGAAUCCUUCGUCUUUGCUUAGAUAUUUACUUGGUCCGCGAGAGCGGCGAUUUAUGUCUCGAAGAAGACUUGUUUGCCAAAUUGAUCUUCCUCUACAGAUCACCGGAAACAUUAAUCAGGUGGACGAGACCGCCUGAAGAAGGAGAACGAACUGAUAAUGAAGAUCAAUAUGAAGAGGGAGAAGAAAUAUCAGAAGAAAGAAGAAGACAAGCAGAAUCAUCGACUCGUGACUGAAUACA
This is a messenger RNA of Acromyrmex echinatior (Panamanian leafcutter ant), 7759 nucleotides long. RefSeq names its product piezo type mechanosensitive ion channel component (gene Piezo). Gene Ontology annotation, molecular function: mechanosensitive monoatomic ion channel activity. Lineage: Eukaryota; Metazoa; Arthropoda; Insecta; Hymenoptera; Formicidae. The record is from RefSeq and is a predicted model, not a curated record. Gene Ontology annotation, cellular component: membrane.